CCUGCUGCGUCCAUUUCACGCAGUUCACACGUUUCAUUUGCCCCCGCGACCGCGGAAAUUUUUUUUUCCAAAUCGAGCCAAAAUUAGCAAAAAUCCCCGCCCCCACCUCCAAAAAAAAAAAAAAAAAUCUCAAAAAAAGCAAGCCAUGUCGUCUUCCUCCUCUCGAUCCCCUGAGCUCCGGCGGGACUCCAUCUUCAACCGAUGGGUCAUCUUCUCUCCGGCCCGAUCUCGCCGCCCCUCCGACUUCAAAUCUCACUCAAACCCUAACCCUAAAAACCCUAACCCUAGUUCUUGCCCCUUUUGUAUUGGCCACGAGAGCGAGUGCGCUCCAGAGAUCUUUCGAUUUCCGAAGGGUUCUAGCAAUUGGAAGGUGAGAGUCAUUGAGAAUCUUUAUCCGGCGCUGAAAAGAGACGAGGGGAUAAUAUCGGAUCCGGAGAGACUGGAUCCGAAAGGGUGCGUGGUUGCGGGUUUCGGGUUUCAUGAUGUGGUGAUUGAGAGCACGACGCAUUCGGUUCAUUUGCCGGAUUUGUCGGAGGCGGAGGUGGGGGAGGUGGUCAGGGCGUAUAAAGAGCGGAUCUUGCAGCUGAAGCGGGUUGGAUCCGUUAAGUACGUGCAGGUGUUUAAGAAUCAUGGUGCAUCUGCGGGAGCAUCAUUGACUCAUUCACACAGCCAGAUGAUUGGUCUUCCAAUAGUUCCUCCAUCAGUCUCUUCUCGGCUUAAAAGUAUGAAGGAGUACUAUGAUCGAACUGGGAAGUGUGGCUUGUGCGAGGCUCUAUCCAAGGAUAUUUUGAUUAAUAAGUCAACACAUUUCUUUUCCAUUGUUCCUUUUGCAGCUACAUAUCCUUUUGAGAUUUGGAUUGUUCCUCGAGAUCACACAUCGUAUUUCCAUGAUAUAGAUGAAGAGAAGGUUGUAGAUUUCGGUGGUUUGUUAAAGCUAAUGCUUCUUAAGAUGUCGAGUCAGUUGAAUGACCCACCAUACAACUUCAUGAUCCACACUGCGCCAUUUGAAUUACCGUCCGAUCACUUACCUUGCGCUCACUGGUUCCUUCAGAUUGUUCCUCAGUUGGGUGUUACCGGGGGAUUUGAAAUGGGCAGUGGAUGCUAUAUUAAUCCAGUAUUUCCAGAGGAUGCUGCAAAUAUCUUGAGGGAAGUUGAUUGUUCGCAGCGGUGAAAGUAAUAGAUGCAAAUAUCUUGACAGAAGUUGAUUGUUCGCAAUAGUGAAGGUGAUAGAACCUUCUUUCUUUGUGUUGUAUAGGUAUAUCCCAUUCAGAGAAUAAAGUAAAAGAAAAAAGCUCACAUCAUUGAGGGGAAUAAUGUUUGUUGGAAACGUCUUUGAAGCACAACCUUUUCUGCAGUUGUUCUUGCAGUCUUCGAAGCUUUUAAGAAUAAUGAGAGAAUUAUCCUGUGGAAUUGCUCUCCAGACCCAUGGCAAUUUAUAGUUGCCUUGGAAAGGAUUAAAAAGGAAAAAAGAUUAUCUUCCUUGGAGAGGAUUAAAAAGGAAAAAGAUUAUCUUCCUGAGACGACGAUGUAUACUUGUGUUGAAAAUAAAAAGAUUUGUCUUCCCUGAGAUAAUACAGGAUUCUGCUUUAAUAAGCCUUGAUGCGACGACAUCGUCUUGUUGUAAUAUCAUUAGUUCUUGUUGCCAUAAAUAAAAGAGUGAAAAUGAUAUCUUCUGAAA
Molecule: messenger RNA, 1678 nt
Organism: Asparagus officinalis (garden asparagus)
Lineage: Eukaryota; Viridiplantae; Streptophyta; Magnoliopsida; Asparagales; Asparagaceae
Product: ADP-glucose phosphorylase
Exons: 3
Coding region: 146-1171 (341 amino acids)
Biological process (GO): beta-D-galactose catabolic process via UDP-galactose, Leloir pathway
Molecular function (GO): UDP-glucose:hexose-1-phosphate uridylyltransferase activity; zinc ion binding
Source: RefSeq, a predicted model, not a curated record